UUACCUCAGCAGUUUUCUCCCAGCAACAACACAGAACAGUUAGCUGUCAUUUAGCUGAGCUCUGAGACCAGUUUCCGACACAGAUUUCUCCUCACAUACUGAAGAUGGCUGAAGUAGAGGAAACUCUGAAGAGAAUCCAGACCCAGAAGGGAGUGCAGGGAAUCAUCAUCGUCAAUUCAGAAGGAAUCCCCAUCAAGACGACUCUGGACAACUCCAGCACGGUUCAGUACGCGGGACUGAUCCACCAGCUGGUGAUGAAGGCCAGGAGCACCGUACGAGACAUCGACCCCCAGAACGACCUCACCUUCCUCCGUGUGCGCUCCAAGAAGAACGAGAUCAUGAUCGCUCCAGAUAAGGAUUAUUUCCUGAUCGUCAUUCAGAACCCUUCAGACUGAAACUCAAGGAGCCGCUACACACCUCGUUAUUCUCUCCGUCUGUCCGUCUGUCACAUUCAAACAGCUGAAUGUUUCUCUUUGUCUUGUUAAAUCAUAAGGUUUUGUUUGCCAGAAGCUUUUUAUGCAUUUGCUGUACAAGGAAGUUAAAAGCAGGAUUUGAAGGUGGAUGAAACUGAAUCUUAUCACUUCACUUAACAACAACAUGUGUGAACCAUCUGACAGUCAAUCAGUCUGCAGGCAAAUUCUUUUUUCCAUGUUUUAGCAUUCCAGUUGGGUCUCCUCUCGACGUAAACUGUAUGUUCUGUCACUGUGUUUACGGCAGAGACGUCUACGACAUACACGACAGAGAGAGAGACCACAACAUGUUUGUUUGUCAGCUCGAUCUCAACAAUGGAAGACUUGGGUUUGUUAUUUAUUGUUUUGUUGGCAAAAGAUGUUGAAGUACAGUAUUUCACUGGUGAGCAGAGAAUUACACUACAAACAUGUCUCUGCUCUCGCUAUGUUAAGUUUCUGAUGGUUAUUUGUAACAAAUUAAAAAAUGUAAAAAGUCAAA
Messenger RNA from Thunnus maccoyii (southern bluefin tuna), 948 nucleotides. RefSeq names its product dynein, light chain, roadblock-type 1 (gene dynlrb1). Bases 105 to 395 code for a protein of 96 amino acids. The record is from RefSeq and is a predicted model, not a curated record. The transcript is spliced from 4 exons. Gene Ontology annotation, biological process: microtubule-based movement. Gene Ontology annotation, cellular component: cytoplasmic dynein complex; centrosome; cytoplasm. NCBI's taxonomy places the organism in Eukaryota, Metazoa, Chordata, Actinopteri, Scombriformes, Scombridae. Gene Ontology annotation, molecular function: dynein intermediate chain binding.